Messenger RNA from Scaptodrosophila lebanonensis, 1050 nucleotides. RefSeq names its product neurotrimin (gene DIP-iota). Gene Ontology annotation, cellular component: neuron projection. NCBI's taxonomy places the organism in Eukaryota, Metazoa, Arthropoda, Insecta, Diptera, Drosophilidae. The record is from RefSeq and is a predicted model, not a curated record. The transcript has 6 exons. The coding region runs from base 1 to 1050 and encodes 349 amino acids.
AUGUUAAGUGUCCCAAAUGUUUUGUUCAUCUUACACUGUGUGCGAUUAUCGUAUGGUACCAUUGCCGAAUUGAAUAAUUCGGAUCCCAAAUUCAGUGGUCCCAUCAACAAUGUAACCGUGCCCGUGGGACGCGAUGCUCUGCUCACGUGCAUUGUCCACGACCUGGUGAGCUUUAAGGUUGCCUGGCUGCGUGUGGACACUCAGACGAUAUUGAGCAUUCAGAACCAUGUGAUUACAAAGAAUCAUCGCAUUGGCAUCUCCCACACGGAACAUCGCAUUUGGCAGCUGCGUAUACGCGAUGUGCACGAAUCGGACAGAGGAUGGUACAUGUGCCAAAUAAACACGGAUCCCAUGAAGAGCCAAAUGGGCUACUUGGAUGUUGUAGUGCCACCAGAUAUAGUGGACUACGAGACUAGUCACGAUUUGGUGCGAGCCGCCGGUCAGAACGUGACUCUAACCUGCAGUGCGACAGGUGUGCCGCUGCCCACAAUCACAUGGCGGCGCGAAGAGAAUGCACCGCUGUGGCUUACAGCCGAUGCCGAGCACGAGCGACAGGUGUACAGUGUGGAGGGUCAGAAUCUGACGCUCUGGCAGCUGCAACGAGUCCACAUGGGCGCGUACCUCUGCAUAGCUUCCAAUGGAGUGCCCCCGACGGUGAGCAAACGCAUUAUGCUGGUCGUGAAUUUUGCGCCCACUAUUUGGACCCGCUACGAUACCAUUUAUGUGGGUCUGGGCCAGAAACUAACACUGGAAUGCAUAACGGAGGCGCAGCCUACAUCGGUCAAUUUUUGGCUCAAGGACAAGGAGUUCAUUCAAGGUGGCUCCUACGAGUCUGUGACUGUGGAGCAUGUUUAUCGCAUUGUCAUGCGUCUAACGUUGCGUCCUAUCACCAAACGUGAUUUCGGCGAAUACAAGUGCAUUGCCAAGAAUGUGAUGGGCGAGACAGAGCGCAGCAUAACCCUGCAUCAUAAGGCAAAAAAGCAUGUGCAGCACUCGCAUCAGACAUCGGCGCAAGACAAUCAAUAUAUAGUCAUUGAAGGUACACACUAA